This is a messenger RNA of Musca domestica (house fly), 1720 nucleotides long. RefSeq lists its product as uncharacterized. Bases 352 to 1374 code for a protein of 340 amino acids. The record is from RefSeq and is a predicted model, not a curated record. NCBI's taxonomy places the organism in Eukaryota, Metazoa, Arthropoda, Insecta, Diptera, Muscidae. The transcript has 2 exons.
CAUUCUCAACGGCAUCACUGGGCUCGACCCUUCCAAUUUCAUAUCAUUAUUAGUUUGACUCUCCUGGUAGACCUUGAUUGUUAUUUUACAGUAUCUUUUUUUUGAUUUUGUCAAACUUGUUUAAGUUUUUUUUUUAGCUGGAGACACCUGAAACGGCAUCCCUAAUGGCUACCCAUGAUACAUGGUCACAUUGAUGUACUUCGAUGAAUUCGGUAUAAAAGGAUGAGACAUCAAGUGAAGAUCAUUAGUUAGAAAACUGAUUUAGUACAAGAAGCAACAGCAGCUAGAUUUAAACAUCAGCUUACUUCGAAGUUUCCAAACGCAUUCAGUAAACGAAGAUCAAAUAAAGUUAUGAAAGCUUUUAUAUUAAUGUCGUGUUUGGCCUUGGCCGCUGCCAAGCCAGAAGCUGGUUAUGCCUAUAAUAGACCUGGCGGUGGUAGUGGUGGCGGUGGUUUUGGUGGUAGUUCGGGAGGUGGUGGUUUCGGCGGAGGUGGCUUUGGUGGUGGAGCUGGUGGAGGUGGUUUUGGUAGCGGAGGCUUUGGAGGCGGAGCUGGUGGAGGUGGUUUUGGUGGCGGUGCUGGAGGUGGUGGUUUUGGAGGCGGCGCUGGAGGUGGUGGAUUCGAUGGCGGCGCUGGAAGUGGAGGAUUCGGUGGUGGUUCCGGAGGUGGAGGCUUCGGUGGUGGCGGGGGAUUUGGAGGAGGUGCUGGUGGCGGCUUUGGAGGUGGUGGUGCCAUUGGUGGUUUUGGAGGCGGCACCUUGGUCCAAAAAAGCGUAUAUGUUCAUGUGGCCCCUGAGGAACCUGAGGAAGUUCGUCCACGACCAAAUAUUCCUGUUGGCCCUGCUCAGAAAAAUUACAAAAUAAUUUUCAUUAAAACUCCAUCAGCUCCCGCUUAUCAGGCCCCUGUUAUUCCGGUUCAACCACAAAAUGAAGAAAAGACAUUAGUUUAUGUAUUGGUCAAGAAACCCGAGGAUCAACAGGACAUUGUUAUACCCACUGCCGCACCUACACAGCCCUCCAAACCCGAAGUGUAUUUCAUCAAAUACAAGACACAAAAGGAUGGCGGUGGGGCUGGUGGUGGAUUUGGUGGUGGUGCUGGCGGUGGAGCUGGUGGUGGAGCUGGUGGUGGCAUUGGCGGCGGUCUUGGAGGUGGAAGUGGAGGUGGUGCUGGUAUUGGCGGUGGCUUCGGAGGCGGCAGCGGUGGUGGUGUUGGAGGAGGUAUUGGCGGUGGCAGUGGAGGUGGAAUUGGAGGUGGCAUUGGUGGUGGCAUUGGUGGUGGUAUUGGAGGUGGCAUUGGUGGUGGUAUUGGAGGUGGUAGUGGUGGAGGUUCCCCAUCUACAAGCUAUGGACCACCUGGAAAGUCAGGACACCAUUAAGUUGUUUCUAAUCUCACAUGAAGAAAAUCAACGAACAAAAUGCUGAAGACGAACAAAAUACGAUAAAAUACUGAUCAGACAAGAGAAGUGCAAAAAAAAUUUGUAACUUUUCUUAUGAAGCAUGCCGAGGAUAUCUAAAUACAAGUCAUGAACAUCUUUCUAUUCUUUGAUCUAUCUCUGUGUCUACUCCCUUAGUCUACGGUCUACUAUUACAAUCUAUUAUCUACGUAUAUAGCAUUAACAUAAAAAUUAAUAGGCGUUUUUAAGGCGUUGUAUUAAUGUACAUAUUGUUGACUAAUUACUUACAUAUUGUUAACUAAUUUUAAUAAGCAUAAUAAAAAAAAUA